Molecule: messenger RNA, 3012 nt
Organism: Oryzias melastigma (Indian medaka)
Lineage: Eukaryota; Metazoa; Chordata; Actinopteri; Beloniformes; Adrianichthyidae
Product: protein turtle
Exons: 6
Coding region: 1051-1995 (314 amino acids)
Biological process (GO): cell surface receptor signaling pathway
Molecular function (GO): transmembrane signaling receptor activity
Source: RefSeq, a predicted model, not a curated record
GCAUUGAUGCACACUAGUUUUUCCCAAAGACUUCUGAGAAAUUCCAAGCCCAGUGGAUUUUAGAAUUUUCAAUUCCAGCACUACAACAAGAUGAACACACCACAUAGUGACGCUUAGGGCAGCAACUGAAUCUUUCUAAGUGGUUUUUGAUUUUGUCUCCGUUAGUUUUUCUAGGACUGUUUGUUAGGCCUGUGCCAAACCCCCAACCUUGAGGGCCAAGUCGCUCUAAGCCUCUACCCUUCCAUCUGUCUGGGAUGGGAGACCCUACCAAGAUCAGAAAGCUCCAGACCACUGUGCUGUCUAGGUCAUUGAGACAUGCAAGCCCCCCAACCACGACAAGGUGGCGGUCCAUGGGACCCGUUACAGGUGACCUCAUAGUGACCGGUACUAUCUAGUGGGGAGAGAGUGCUGUGAAAUAUGAUACUGAGUCUCUUAACCUGAGGGGAGGAGAAAAGGGAGGAGUUUGUGAAGGUUUUGAAAUUCUGAAUGCUGUUUAGGAUGGAUUUAGUGCCUAUUAGGGGAAGUUCAGUUUUAUCUUUAUUUGGUUUUAAGAAAUUUGUGGUGAACCAAGAUUUUAUUGCAAGAAGACAGUCGGUGAGAGAAGUCGGAUUGGUGGAGAUGUGGAGCUGGGUGUCGUCAGCAUGACAAUGGAAAUGAAUCUUGUGUUUAUGGAGGAUUUGACUGAGGGGUAGAAGAUACACGAUAAAUAGCAGGGGUCCCAGGACAGAGCCCUGGGGCACACCUGCGGUAACAGGAACUGUGUUGGAAGUGAAUGUUUUCAGCUGAAUAAACUGACCUGAGAGGUCUGAGUGGAACCAGUUGAGGGGUAUGCUUGUGAUGCCUGUGGUGGAUAGUCUAUCCAGGAGGACGGUAGCAGAGAUGGUGUCAAAGACUGAAGAGAGGUCGAGCAGGAGGAGGAGGUCCUUGGAGAUUUUGAGGAGGGCCGUUUCUGUGCUAUCAAGUCAGUCAGCAGAGUUCCUCAGACUGAGAUAAAGACCCAUCUGGAACCUGAAGGUCUUUCUGUGUCCUGAAGCUGCUGAUGACACGAGGAUGAAUGCUGCAGGAGCUUCAGGUAGGCUGAAGACAAACCUUCCUGAUGGAGUUCUCUGUGGUUUCUCUUCAGGUCUGAUGGUUCUGCUUUGCUGUCCAACAAACCUGAUUGGUGUGACUGUGAGUCCCAGCAGAUCUCAGUUCUUUAAAGGAGAACCAGUGAUUCUGAACUGUGAGGACGACAGCUCUGAAGGAUGGACUGUAAGGAGAAACACGACAGCUGGAGGGACGACUAACUGUUCUGAAUGGGGAAUUUCAGAGAAUUCCUCCUGUGAAAUUCCCUACCUCUUUAGUGGGGUGGACAGUGGUGUUUACUGGUGUGAGUCCAGAGGGGGAGGAGCCAGCAGCAUGGUGGUUAACAUCAGUGUCUCUGGUGGAUCAGUGAUCCUGCAGAGUCCUGUCCUCCCUGUGAUGGAGGGUCAUGACCUCACUCUGAGCUGUCAAUCAAAGACCCCUCCCUCCAACCCCUCAGCUGCUUUCUAUAAAGAUGGCUCCCUCAUCAGGACUGAGCCUACAGGUCACAUGACCCUCCAGCAUGUUUCCAGGUCUGAUGAAGGUCUCUACAAGUGUCACAUCAGGGAUCAUGGAGAGUCUCCAUCCAGCUGGAUCUCUGUCUCAGAGAAACCAUCAACCACGUCUGCUCCUUCAACCACCUCUACUCCAUCAUCUCCAUCUCCCACUUCCUCCUCUCCUCUUCAUGUAUGGUUACCUCCUGUGUGCAUCAGUGUUGUGGUUCUUCUCGGGUUCCUGGUUCUCCUGGUCGUCUAUGUUCACCGAAAGUCUAAAACUAAAAGAAGAACCAGAACACCAGAUGACAUCACGUACUCCGACCUCACCUUCCAACAUCCACAGCAGCAGCAGCCAAUCAGAGCCAGCCGAGAGACUUCAUCAGAUCCAGAGAUCCUCUACUCUUCACUGAGGAAGGCCAGCGCUCCGCCUCUCUGAUCGUUUAGACGUCAGUGUUUGGUCCGUCGCAGCCUCCAAGUCCGUUCCCUUCUUCCGGUUCAGAUGAAGAUCAGACCUCAGAACUGUGGCUGAGAGCUGCAGAGACCCAGAACCUCGAGGGGGUUUGACAUCGUCUGUGGACGCUCAGAUGUUCUCUGUGACCUUCAGAUGAGCGGAUCUAAACAUGCAGCCGAGAACUGCAUCACAGCCAGAGAAAGUCAGCGUCUAAAGGAAUUUUACCACAUUUUUAAGCUGUCAGCCUCAGAAAACUAUCUUGAUCAAGGAACAGAUUUACGGAAAACUUUUGGGAAAAAACCCCAAAGUCUGAGUCUUCUUAGGCCUUCUUCACCUGGACCUGAUCCACCUUUGGUCCAUUUUUCUUAAACUUGUAUUAAAUUUAUCCAAACUAAGGUCAAAAUCUGAGAUGUGGAGAUGUCUGUCGCUGCAGAUCACACAAAAACCACUUCCUCCAGUCUGGUACGCUGGUCUCCAUGGUAACAGCCUGGUUAACCAGGCUGAUGGUGAACCAGUUGACGCAGAUCUGCUCAUCGGCAGCAGGUUUUCUGCUUCUGUUUCAGGACAAAAGCUGACGGAGAGAGUAUGAAGACGCUGACAGAAGCGAACUGGAGGUUUCCUUAAGUACAAAUAGUUUCCUGUGAGGUUUUGUCUCUAACCCGUCCUGCUGCUGUAGUUCGUCUUUGCAGAAUAAAGCGGUUGGAAGUCGUGGUUUUGUGCAGAUAUUGUUGUGCGUCUUUGACCUCAUUUCUUCUUCCAUUACUGAUUUUGCAGUUUCAGCAAAUCCAGCCUUUCAAAACAGUAGUCCGCUUAAAGUUUAUGUAGUACCAACUGAGCACGAGUACAGCAAGUGUACAGAGUUAAAUUGGAGCCAACAGUAUUUGAAAUCCAAAAUAAAACUUAAUUUUUUUUUUAAAGUAUUGGUGUUUGGCCAAAACAAUGUAAACCGUCCAAAACCUUUCGCCAAUCUAAAGUAAACAUUAUUUUCAGCUUCAAAUGUUC